This is a messenger RNA of Stylophora pistillata, 1246 nucleotides long. RefSeq lists its product as uncharacterized. NCBI's taxonomy places the organism in Eukaryota, Metazoa, Cnidaria, Anthozoa, Scleractinia, Pocilloporidae. The record is from RefSeq and is a predicted model, not a curated record.
CGUACGCACCAAAUAGAGGCCACUGUCAAGAAAAUAACAUGGAUUUUAGUAAUUAAAUUUAGUUCGAGGAGAAAGCAACAUCCGUUCAAUCAGGAUUUUAUCGCGUAAACCAUGGUUUAGCCUUAAAGAUCUUUGUCGCGAUACCCAUGGCAUCAAAUGUGCCGUACAGCAAGCAAAACGAACUGGUGAACUCGAGUUCAGAGGACUUGGACAACGAAGAAGAUGCCGAUAUAGCGCUACGAACGAAAAAAAUCAAGAAGGGGCGAAUUCCAAGACCGAUUGAGCCGAAUGUCCAGGUGCAAAAUGAUCAAGAUUAUACCGGAAAGAGCGGAGAAGUAAGUGAAGACAAGGAUCUAGGGUAUGGAGAUAUAUGGUCAGCAAAUAAGUUCCAAGCCUCCUCAGGUUCAUUUGGAGCAAGUUCUGAAAGAAGGAAAACUGCAAGUGUUGGUGCAAGCUCACUUGAAUUUGAUUCUCAAGAAGAUGUCAGUAAUUUCAAGAAAGAAACACUUUUUUGGUUGAGACAUCCCAGAAUUAAAGAAAAUUGGAAAACUGUCACAGCUGCCUUUUUGCUGUUUGUGGCUGGAAUUGCCUUUCUAUUAGCUGGAAUAAUCCUUGCUGUUACAAGAGAGGAUGGAAUGAAGAGUGUGAUAUUUUUUGUGUGCGCUGCUAUCUGCAUUCUCCCUGGAGGAUAUCACAUAAUUUACAUUUACAGAGCUACAAAAGGACAAAGAGGAUAUAACUUUGAGAGUAUACCUUCAUUUCAGUGACAUAGAAAUAUUACUUUAAUUAAUUUAAUGGUUUUAUAGCUGACAGUGAUGUUACAAAAUACUGGAUGAUGGUUGUUAUUGGUGAUGAGAAUAAUGUAAUCCCAGGAUUGAUUUGGUUCUGAACCCCUGUUUUAGAAAAGUUUUUGAGUUCCAUUGCUCUAAAACUAAUGAAAUGAAAAUAUUGUGAUAUUUAUUGAAGUCUGAAACUUUUAUCAAAUCCCAUGUCAGUUAUCAUUAAGUUUUUUGGAUAUGUAUUUUUUUUGUGAUAAUUGGUUAGAAUCUGCCAUUAUGACUUAAAUGAAUUGAACUGCCUGACUUUAGAAAAUCUUCACAACCUUUCCUUUCACCUGCCAGCAGGGAAUGCAGAUAAAGACACUGUGGGGCUUUAGCAUGGCUUCACAAGCUUUUCCCUUUUUCAUUUGGUUUAACCACAGGCGUCCCAAGCUCACAUCUCGAGCAAGAACGAAGGAUUAUUUCAU